Messenger RNA from Trifolium pratense (red clover), 1014 nucleotides. RefSeq lists its product as uncharacterized. The record is from RefSeq and is a predicted model, not a curated record. Lineage: Eukaryota; Viridiplantae; Streptophyta; Magnoliopsida; Fabales; Fabaceae. Bases 1 to 1014 code for a protein of 337 amino acids. The transcript is spliced from 7 exons.
AUGGAGCUGAUUCCAACAAAUUCUGGACGCAUAUUUGAUUGCGUUCAUAUUAACAAACAACCGGCUCUUGAUCAUCCUUUAUUAAAAAAUCACAAAUUACAGAGAAAACCAAGUUUCAAAAGAAAAAAUAAUCAAACAAGUGUAAAAAAUUCGCGAAACCUCAUACACUGGCUUGAGCAUGUUAGGUGUCCAAAAAGAACCGUUCCUAUUCAGAGAUUAACCAAAGAUGAUCUUAUUCGAGGCAAAUCUGUAUUAAAAGUUCAUAACCAAGGCGUCAUUAUUCAUCAAGCCCAUGUGCUCCAUGGAGUGGUGGAUAAUAUCCAUGGAAUCAAGGGAACUACUAGUAUUUAUAAUCUAAAACUUAAUAAUAAUCAAUCAAGUACAGGUCAUUUAUUCCUUCAAAAUAAAGUCAUAGGUGCUGCUACAAACCGAAUUAUUGUUGGAUGGCAUGUAUCACCAAAAUUAUACAGAGAUGAUCAUUCAACUUAUUUCUACGCAUUGUGGACGUCAGAUAAUUUCAAAAGUACCGGAUGCUACGAUAUGUUGUGCAAGGGUUUCGUUCAAACAGAUAGGUCAUAUUACCUUGGUUCACGUAUACGUAGAACAUCUACCUAUGGCGGAGAGAUGAUUGAAAUGCCAAUUUCUCUUAAUAAGGAUCGAAUCAGCCAUAAUUGGUGGUUGACAGUGGCAGAUAAGACUAUCGGAUAUUUUCCGGCAGCUAUAUUCUCUGAUAUGGUCAAAGUUAGUGGGGGAUGGGGUGGAGUCACAAGAACUCCUGAGGGUACUUAUAGUCCUCCAAUGGGAUCCGGACACUUACCUGAUAAAAAUUUCGUUCAUGCAAGUUAUUUUAGAGAUGUUGGAAUUCAAGUUGAUCAUUCUGAAAGAUAUCAUCAACCAAACAUUAUUGAAGACAAUAAUGAUAACUUUAAUUGUUAUGAUAUUAAUUACUAUGGAGAUCAAGGAGAAAAUUUUGGAUAUUCUCUUCAGUUUGGAGGACCCGGUUGUAAUAAAUAA